Messenger RNA from Cicer arietinum (chickpea), 4626 nucleotides. The record is from RefSeq and is a predicted model, not a curated record. Lineage: Eukaryota; Viridiplantae; Streptophyta; Magnoliopsida; Fabales; Fabaceae.
CAGAAGUUUAUAAGUUGACUGACUUACUAAAUGGAAACUCACAAAAAUGAAAGAGGAGCUGAGUGAGUUUUUUCUUAAACACUUUUCAUUUUGUUGUAAUUUGUUUCAACUCAGCAACUCUAUCAAUUCAUGAUGGCUACUAUUGUGACAAAACAAACACUUGUUCUCCUCUUGGAAUUACUGGAAAAUAUUGAUUCUCGUGUCUUCUUACUCGUCUUACAGAAUACAAAUGUUGACGUUUCACUCUUGGUAAAUCUGAAGGAAACACUGUCGAGGCUUCUAACUGUAAUUAACGAUGCUGAGGAAGAACAAUUUACCGAUGCUGAUGUAAAAGAAUUGCUGGUUAUGUUGAGAACUGAUGUUUUUAAAGCUGGCAAAUUACUUGGCAAUGUGGGGUACUAUGUGAAUCAAAUCCAAUCUCUUACUUCUAAGGUGCGGAAAGAAUUAGCUUGUCUUUUUCGUCGAAUUUAUUCUUACAAGCAAAACUUAAUUGAAAGAUUAAGUUUUUCUAAUUAUGUUCCCUUUCGAAAUCUUACAAGCUCUGCAGUGGCUGAUGAAUCUUGUAUUUAUGGAAGAGACGAUGACAAAAAGUUACUUAAAGAUAUUUUGCUGUCUAGUGAUUCUGAUAGUAAAAUUAGAGUUAUUUCCAUUGUUGGUAUGGUAGGGAUUGGUAAAACAACCCUUGCUAAACUCCUUUACAACGAUCCCGAAGUAAAGGACAAAUUUGAGUUAAAAGUGUGGGCAUAUAUCUCAAAUGAUUUUGAUGUUUUGACUGUUAUUAAAACCAUUAUUGAAUCUAUCACUUCCCCAACAAUCAGUAGUGAUAACAUGGAUUCUCAACCUCUUGAAUCUUUCAUUGCAAAAAGAAAUGACACUAGUGAUGUGAAAACCAUUGACCAGAAUCUUUUAUUAGUGACAUUGCUGCAAAUUUUAAGUACUAAAAAGUUUCUGUUAGUAUUAGAUGAUGUGUUGGAUGCAAAAUAUGUCGAUUGGAUAUAUAUGAUGGACAUUUUUAAUGUUGGGAAAAUGGGAAGUAGGAUCAUCAUCACAACACGGAAUGAAAGAGUUGCACUAUCCAUGAAAACUUUUCUUUUUGUCCACUAUUUGAGAUCUCUCGAAAAUGAAGAUUGUGAGGCUAUAAUUACCGCACAUUCUCGUGAAGCAUUUAACUACAGAAACUUCAAUAUAGGUACUCUUUUGGCAGAAAAAUAUUAUGGAUCACCAUUAGCUGCAGUCAUACUUGGAAAGGCUUUUCAUUGCAUCAUGUUGCCUCAACAUGAUGAGCAUAGUUUUGGGCUAGAAAGUAACAUUUUGAGAUUGGCAAAUUAUGAGGUGCGCAAUGCUCUAGAAUCGAGCUACCUUCAUCUUUCGGCUCCUUUAAAAGGAUGCUUUGCAUAUUGUUCAAUUUUUCCAAAGAAGUCCAUCUUACAUAAAAAGAUGGUAGUUCAAUUGUGGAUUGCAGAAGGUUUAGUAGAAUUACCCACAAAUCAAGAAAAUUGGCAAAAAGUUGGAGAAGAAUACUUUGAUGUACUAGUGUCAUGGUCGUUGAUUCAACGACGAUCUAUCGAUGAUGAUGAAGCAAACUUUGAAAUGCAUAACCUCAUCCAUGAUUUAGCUACAAAGCUUUCAUCAGUUCUACUUGAAAGAGUACAGAUUUUGUCAUACAAUAGAGGACUAUAUGACCCAUUUAAUAAAUUUGAUAAAUUGGAUGGAUUAAAAGAUCAUAGUACCUUUCUAGCAUUACCAUUACAAGAACCAUCUCCUCUUUGUUUACUAUCGAACAAGGUAGUACAUGACUUGCUGCCAACAAUGAAAGAGUUACGCGUAUUAUCUUUGUCAAACUACAAGAGUAUCAUUGAGGUUCCCAACUCUAUUGGAAAUUUAUUAUACUUGCGGUACUUAAAUCUUUCUCGCACUAAGAUUGAAAGGUUGCCUUCUGAAACAUGCAAACUUCACAAUCUGCAAUUCUUGUUGUUGUCAGGCUGUAAAAGGCUCACUGAAUUGCCAGAGGACAUGGGAAAAUUGGUUAAUCUACGCCACCUUGACGUUAGUGACACUGCUUUGAGGGAGAUGCCCGUACAAAUAGCCAAACUAGAAAAUCUCCAAAUUUUGUCUGACUUUGUUGUUAGCAAAACUAAUGGCGGAUUGAAUGUUGCAGAGCUAGGAAAAUUUCCCCACCUACAUGGAAAACUUUCCAUCUCCCAACUACAAAAUGUUGAUGAUCCCUUUGAAGCUUUUCAAGCUGGUAUGAAGAUGAAAGAACAAAUAGACGAGUUAGCUUUAGAAUGGGAUUCUGGCAGUAGUUGUUCAAAUUCACAAAUUCAAAGUGUUGUAUUUGAACAUUUGCAACCCUCAACAAAUUUGAAAAGUCUCACCAUCAAAGGCUAUGGUGGAAUCAACUUUUCAAAUUGGUUGGGUAAUUUUAUAUUUGGCAACAUGAUGUAUUUAAGGAUCUCAAAUUGUGAUAAUUGUAUAUGGCUUCCACCCGUUGGUCAAUUGGGUAAUUUGAAAGAACUCAUUAUUGAUUCGAUGCUUUCAUUAAAGAGUAUUGGUAAUGAGUUUUAUGGAAGUGAUAGUUCUCCUUCAUUUCAACCAUUUCCCUCGUUAGAGACUCUACACUUUGAGGAUAUGCCUAAUUUGGAGAAGUGGAACAUGAUAGGAGGUACAGCUAUAAAGUUUCCUAGUCUUAAAAGUCUGUUACUAAUUAAGUGUCCAAAACUGAUAGGAAACAUACAUGACAAACUUCCUUCCUUAACUGAACAUGACUUGAGGGAACAUGAUCUGCAAGUGGAGUCAAGACAUUCAUAUGAUAAUGGCAAUAAUAUAACUAUAAUUCCAUUAUCAGAUGUAUUCAGCAAAUUGAUGUUCCAUCUCAAUUCUCUUCAACAGUUGACCAUAGACGGCUUUCCAUCUCUGACGUCUUUUCCAAUAGACGGUCUACCAAAAACUUUAAAAUUUCUUAUAAUCAGUAAUUGUGAGAAUCUAGAGUUUCUUCCUCAUGAUUACUUGUACAAUUACUCAUCUCUCGAGGAAUUGAAAAUAUCUUAUAGCUGUAAUUCAAUGAUAUCAUUUUCGUUGGGUGCUCUCCCAAAGCUCAAGAGUCUGUUUAUCGAGGGCUGUAAAAAUCUAAAAUCGAUAUUAAUUACAGAAGAUGCGUCGCAAAAAAGUCUCUCGUUUCUUAGAAGCAUCAAAAUAUGGGAUUGUAAUGAGUUUGAGUCAUUUCCUCCAGGUGGAUUAGCAACUCCAAACCUUGUUUAUAUUGUAAUCUGGAAAUGUGAGAAGCUUUCUUCACUACCACAAGCAAUGAACACUCUAACUAACCUUCAAGAAAUGGAAAUUGAUAAUCUACCAAAUCUUCAAUCUUUUGUCCUAGAUGAUUUACCUAUCAGUUUACAGGUAUUGACUGUUGGCUCUGUUGGAGGGAUUAUGUGGAAUACGCCAACUUGGAAACAUCUCAAUCGGCUGUCGGUGUUGCGAAUUAAAGGUGGUGAUACGGUGAACAUGUUGAUGGUGCCAUUGCUACCGGCAUCUCUCGUGACACUAUGCAUUUGUGGUCUUAAUGAUACAAGAAUUGAUAGGAAGUGGUUUCAACAUCUCAUUUCUCUCCAAAACCUUGAGAUUAUUAAUGCUCUCAAACUCAAGUCGUUGCCAAAAAAAGGAUUACCUUCCUCUCUCUCAGUACUAAGUAUGACUCGCUGUCCAUUACUGGAAGCAAGUUUGCGGAGGAAGCAAUGGAAAGAGUGGCGUAAGAUUUCACACAUUCCCAACAUAAUUAUCGACGACGAAUUGAUCACAUGAGUUUCCUUCCCGGAUCUACCAAGGGCUUCAAGUGUGAUUUGUGGCUUGCACCAAGAUGGCAGCAAUGGCAUCUCAGAUCUACCCUGGGCUUCAAGUUUGAUUGAUGGGCUUGCACCCAGAUGGCAGCACUGACAUCUCAGUUAAUGCCCCAUUGCCAUUUUAAAGCCAAACUGAAGACUAUGUGCAUGAAGUGAUUGAUAAAACUGUUUGUUGUAUACCUUAGGCUGCAACACUGUUCAAUUUCACAGUGUUAGUCCUUUCUGCAAGUGACUUGUAUUGACGCCUAGAGUUCAUUGCAGGAUUCAGAAAACGAAGUUACAAGUCUUCUCUUUCGCAAAGUUAUGUGUGAUUUUGGCAUGUCUUGUGUUGGAAAGGAGCAUGUCAAAGAUGCUGCCCAAAAGGAAGUGAAAAAAUUGGUUUUAUCAAGUGUUUGUAUUUUCCCAACUGGAGGUAGAUUCGUCCAAUUGUUUUCUCAACAAAUCUGAAUGAUGUCCAAGGAAUAUGCAGGCCUUCAUAGAGAUAUCCUCGACAAUAGCCACGGCACAUUCAUCUUAUAUUUACAAACAUUCAGAAAAGGUGCAUCCAAAUCAUGAAGAGCAGAAGCCAUGAAAGCAAGAACCAUCUUAGAGACACUACAGCAUCAUCUUUUCAUUGAUUUUAAAAAUAUAUUGGUGUUUGAAUUCUUUGCUAUACCUGUAAAGAGGACAUGAGUUUCAUUAGUAAAAUUAAUAUCGUAAUAAAAUCAUUGCUAAGUUGCUCGAAAACAGGAUGAAGAUAUGGCCAGCAUAUAUAUGAGCUUGUUUAUACAGUUCGAUUUUUAUGAGAAAA